UUUAGAAGGGGCGGACCCACACCAUAUACGUAAACAACCCUGUUCUCUGUUCUCACUACAGGGAAGGUGUGUGAGAAUCAACACUAAACUUUGUAGGCUCUGUAACCACUAGGCUUACGAAGGCGAAUUGGACUAACCAAUACAAUAAAGCGGCAUGGCUGAGACUUUGAGGACACUGGUGAAUGGCGCUGAGUGUGAAGUUCAGGACUCUCUGCUUAAGGAUGGCAACGAAGUGAAGUUGACACACGUGGAGGACGUGCCUGUAUCGGCUGAAGUGUAUUGGUCCGCCUUCCGAGACUUCAUUGAACUGCAGCUGAAUUGGAAGCGGCACGAGAACCUGAAGGUUCUAAAAGGCAAUGGUGGAAUUGGGACUGAAAUAUCCUUCUACUACAAUCUGCUGGACAUAAAAGACGGGCAGCGGACCCAGAAGCUUAGAGAGAAGAAUGACUCUACUAAGACCUGGAGUGUGGAGGAAGUCGGGCCGAACAACUUCUACACGAGCUAUCUCAUGACCAUAAAGGCAGAAGGCGAGGCUGCCCAGGCCAAGGUGACCAUCUCUGUCUGUAUGGUAUACGCAAUGAAGAACGUGGAAGAACGUCGUCAGGACAUUGUCUACCACAAGGUUUACUUGCUCGGAGCACGAAUCAGAGACAUUCUAAACUUCGUGGUGCGUGAAAACCUUGACGGAAAUCACCGGUUUGAGAUGGAAGUGGCAUGUUCCCGCAGGAAGCUGUGGGGAGUGGUGGGGAACUUCCACAACGUCUCCUGGGUCAUGGACACCACCAAUGCUGAUGUCACCGGACUCCGCCGGCUCAUGUGCUUCAACAACGACCGCACUCUGGAGGUCCGCCUGGCUUGGGUUGACGACGAUGAUUACUUGUUCGUGUAUGAAGGAGACGUGCACUGCAAGUACUACAGGGGCAGGCUGCAGCUGUUUGCUGUCAACCCACACAAGGUGAAGGUAGUCUACGACUGCACUUUUCUUCCAGUGAAUGACGAACCGAUGGAAGAGUUCAAGAAGUGGUUCAUUCCAGCCAUCAAGACACGCUUUGAAUGGAUUCAGGUAUGGCAUGUCGACAUAAAACCUGUAUUUGUGAUUUUGCUUCUUUUUGACAUACAGUAUACGUCGUACCCAAUCGCAAACCCAAACGCAACUCCAACAAUAACAACUAAAAUGCAGAAUCAAAUUAUGCAGGAGACCACAUCUGCAAAGAGAGUGGAGGUCACGUCUGGUUACCCGGAAGGAUAUCUAAGAACAAGAAGACGUGUACAUCCGCGUAAGAAGCGCCCCAAUCGCGGAUUGCAGUCAUCGGAGCCCACUGCUCCGAAAGCAAAGAAAGGGAAACAUGCAAAUUUCAGGGGUUACAAGAGGGGAUAUGGGGCAAUGGCACAGCUGGAGAAGUUUGGAGAGUCGAGGCUUAAGCUUGCAGCAGAGGGGACUGCUGCCGAACCUGAUGAACCAGCAACCUUGGAGACUACAUCUGACGACUUGAGUGAUGAAUAUGAUGGACCAUCAGUGGAAUCUGUAGUCGGCGAGGGAAGUGCACAAGUUACACAACAGAGAAGCCUAGGUUUCAGGAGUGGGCUUCGGGCAAUGGCAAAGGGAGCCAUGGCACGGGUGUGGCCCCUGCCAUCGCUGGGUGCUGCUCCAACAGGACCACCCAAGUUUACCAAGGGCGAGCACACAACUACCGCCAGUGGGAACGUCAUGGGACCCGUAGAGGAAGUUUGGGGCGUCUUCAGGCCAUUUGGACAGGACUGCAUGGAGUACUGGAAAAUCUAUGACAGCAUGGAGAUUGAGGAACCCGGAAAUGACGUACAAGGCUGUAUCCGGGCAUUUGUCACAUCCAAAACAAAGUCGAAGAUCAGGGAGAAGCUGGAAUGGCGAGACGACGAGAACCACGUUGAGAUCUACAGUCUCUUGUCCAUGGAUCCGGCUCCGCCAGUUGAAAUGACCAACGUGUAUACCACAGUGACUAUGACUUCAGUUGGGGAAAAGGAGACAGAAGUCAAGUUUGAGUGCACAUUUGACGCGAGCUUGCCGAUGGCCGUACCAGGUAUCCAAGACAACCAGAAGGGCGCCUACAUGGCAUGCAUCAACGGACUCCAGCAGCUCUUCCACUCCGAGGUCGGGACGCUAGAGGUCGUUGUUAAGAGUGCGAAGGAUUUGGCUGUCUCUGGUGAUAGCUAUAAAGUUGACCCAUACGUUAUGCUCGUUGCUAACGAUGGAAAGCCUGUUAACACCAAAGUGUGCCGUGGUACACAAAAUCCCAUUUGGGAUGAAAAGUUUCCCCUGUCCCUGACGUCACGUACCAGGAACGUCGUGUUUACUGUCAUGGAUUACAGUAAGUCCAAGGACAUCGGUAAAUCUGUCGUGAAUAUUGAGGAGUUGGCGUCCGGUAAAGAGAAGAACAUGUCUCUGAAACUGCAAGGUGGUGGCACACUGACUGUCCGCCUUUACCUGAAGAUGCACCAGAAACCCCAGCAACUUGAAGAGGGAGAGAAAGUCAUCCCCGGUAUCAUGCUGCCAUUCAUCGCACCGGUCUUCCAGAGUGAGCUGGAUACAAUCAGGAACGAGUUCACCCAUCUUAUCAUGUCAUUCCUUGGACCGGGACAAAAGUAUGGCCUCAUACGCACCACCCGCCUCCGGACUCACCCCGAAGUUCCACUAGAGGAGAUGCCGGCUGCCUGCCUUCCCUUGCCGACAGAGGAGUGGUUCUCUGCAAAGAAACAUGGCCGGCUCAUGGAGCGCCUCGCAGAGUUCAUUGGCUCUCAGGCUAAGUUCAUGAUGCGUUUUGCCGAAGCGAAGAAAAAGGGUAUGUGGGAUCCAUGGAAGGCCAACUUUAGCGGCUACCUUCCCGCUAACGAGAGGCUGAUUGAACUUUGGCAAAAUGAUGAAGAAUUCUGCCGCCAGUUUAUCCAAGGUAUCAACCCGAUGAUGCUAAAGGUGUGCAAGGAGCAAAGUCAGAUUCCAGCCAGCAUGCUGGGCCUAAAGGUACAAGGCAAGACCACGCUGCAACUCAUGGCAGAGAACAGGCUCUUCAUCGUGGACUACGCACCCAUGCUGGGGGCACCAGCCACGCCCGGCAAGUUCUUCUACGCGCCGAUUGUACUGAUGUACAAGGAGGAGCUGGGUGAUGGGAAGUCUCGGCUGAACAUGCUCGGCAUUCAACUGACCAGAAAGUCAGGCAAAAACAAAGUGUACUCACCAGAAACGGCUAAGACCCAUCCCAACAAGUACAUGUUCGCCAAGAUGCACGUGAUGUCAGCUGACAACAACGUGCACCAGUUCCUGUACCAUCUGGGCUACACUCAUCUCGGUAUGGAGCCGAUAGCUGUGUCUCUUCACACCCACCUGCCACCAGACCACCCCAUCCACCGCCUGCUGCUGCCCCACUUCAAGGACACCAUCGGCAUCAACUACCUGGCCCGCCACUCCCUGGUCUCCAGGAUCUUCCCCAUCACCGACCCGAUGUUCGCCACUUCCACCGUGGGAGGGCUCCACAUGUUCAUCAAGGAGUGGCGCAAGUACAACUUCAUGGACAUGGCUUUCCCAGAGGAGCUGAAGAGGCGUGGUUUUGACGAAGCAAAGUCUGACGGCCUGGAAGACUACUUUUUCCGCGAUGACGGCUUUAAGCUGUGGCACAUCUACAAAGACUACGUGACGGGGGUAGUGGAGGAGGCGUAUCCCGCCGACCAGAAGGUUACAGAUGACAAAGCUCUGCAGGACUUCUGUCAAAUGAUCGAAGGUGAGGGGCAGCUUCGCGGGUUUCCACGCGAGAUUUCCACCAAGAAGCUGCUCGUCGACUGCCUGACCAACAUCAUGUUCAACGUGAGCGCGCAGCACUCCGCCGUCAACUUCCCACAGUAUGACUACUACUCCUUCAUACCCAACAGGCCGGCCCAGCUAAACAUGGAAAUGCCCCAUGGCCCAAAUGACAUGCUGGAGUCUGCCAUCCUUGAUGCCCUGCCGGACGCUAAGUACACGUCUCUGCAAGUCCUGCUGUCCUACAUGCUGUCCAUGCCGUCCCAAACUGCCAUCACUGGGGUUGAGGCCAUGAAGGAAGUGUAUCCUGAGGUCCAUGAGAAGUUCCAAGAGCAGCUCCAGGACCUCUCCAAUGAGAUCAAGGGUCGUAACGAGGGUCUGAAGGCGGAAGGGAAGGUCGCCUACACCUACCUGGACCCCGAGAACGUGGCCAUGAGUAUUGAUAUCUAGAUUCAUAAAUACAAAAAGAUUGGCCAGCCUUCUUAACAGUACAUGAACAAUGCUCACGCAUGCUUUGAUUAAAGUACAUGCGUAUGGACGCAAAGGUAACAGAGGUAAAAAAAUAUAUCAUAUACGAGUCAUCAUAUUAUCACAUCAUGUUAUAUAUGAGGGAUGAGCAAUAAGUUCUUAGCCUUAUCAAGAAAUGAGGGGUGAAAAACUAAACUUUCGGGCAUAAAAAGUCACAUAUUCACCAAUUUUUAAACCAUUCUGGUCAUUACUUUCCAGUCGACGACCUUUUUUAUUCAUAAAUUCAUACUGACACUAUACCUGAUUGGCGAUAGAAACAUCGACGCCAAUCAGAUCAAGAAAUACACGAAUUGAAUACUGACCUUCUAUAUUUGAUGACGGGAACAUAGCUAUCAAUCAGAGCUAGAAUAACAGAAGGAAGAAGUUAGGCUUUUAAACAAUAUAUAGUGAGGCUUUUAAACAAUAUUAUCUACUUGACUUUAACAGUCAUGUGCAGCUAGCUUUGUGUCUUCAAUGUAAGUUUGGGUUAGUUGCAUAGUCCUUUUCAAAGUAGCGAGAAAUAACAAGGGGGCUGUGAUCAGAGCUAUGAGAGUGGAGUUGCUCAUGCUACAAAAUCUUGACAAUAUUUAAUGACAAUUACCUUGAAGUUCGUAUUUCAACUAGACAGAAGUGGGUAUUUGACUUUCAGCAGAGUAUGCUGCAGACCUCAGAUUCCAGCUCAACUGUCCUUG
Messenger RNA from Branchiostoma floridae (Florida lancelet), 4965 nucleotides. RefSeq lists its product as uncharacterized. Gene Ontology annotation, biological process: arachidonate metabolic process; hepoxilin biosynthetic process; lipid oxidation. The transcript is spliced from 24 exons. The record is from RefSeq and is a predicted model, not a curated record. Gene Ontology annotation, molecular function: metal ion binding; oxidoreductase activity, acting on single donors with incorporation of molecular oxygen, incorporation of two atoms of oxygen. Lineage: Eukaryota; Metazoa; Chordata; Leptocardii; Amphioxiformes; Branchiostomatidae. The coding region runs from base 155 to 4216 and encodes 1353 amino acids.